AUGCUAGUCUUCUGCCCCAAUUGCAGUAAUGCGCUCACCAUUUCCAAAGCAGAAUCGAGCACAAGAUUCCCUGCAGGUGUGAACCGCUUUGAAUGCCGCGUCUGCCCCUACGAAGCUCCGCUGGAAAAGAACUAUUUCGAGAAGAAAGAUAUGAAGCAAAAGGAAGUGGACGAUGUCUUUGGUGGCAAGGAGGAAUUUGCCAAUGCUGAUAGUGUCGCCACUCAAUGCCCCGCCGAAAGCUGCAAUGGGGAACGUGCGUACUUCUUCCAGCUGCAGAUUCGCAGUGCAGAUGAACCGAUGACUACAUUCUUGAAGUGUACCUCGUGCGGUGCUCGGUGGCGAGAAAAUUAG
Messenger RNA from Penicillium crustosum, 351 nucleotides. Its product is annotated as DNA-directed RNA polymerase III core subunit RPC11. Lineage: Eukaryota; Fungi; Ascomycota; Eurotiomycetes; Eurotiales; Aspergillaceae. The record is from RefSeq and is a predicted model, not a curated record. Gene Ontology annotation, biological process: DNA-templated transcription; termination of RNA polymerase III transcription. The transcript has 4 exons. Gene Ontology annotation, molecular function: nucleic acid binding; zinc ion binding; DNA-directed RNA polymerase activity. Gene Ontology annotation, cellular component: RNA polymerase III complex. The coding region runs from base 1 to 351 and encodes 116 amino acids.